AUGAAAUACAUUGUUCUUGUCGCCUGCCUUUUGGCCUUCACCUAUGCCAAUGAGGAUGCUGAAAUUGUCAAGUCCGAGUCCGAAGUCAAUGUGGAAGAUUUCAAAUAUGCCCUCGAAUUGACCAACCACAUUAAGGCUUUCCAAGAGGGACAUUUGCAAGAUAAGGACAACUGGGUGGUCAAGGGUGAAUACGAGUUCGAUACCAAGGAUGGCAAGCACGUGAAGGUUACCUACACUGCCGAUGACCAUGGUUAUCAUCCAACCGUUGAACAAUAA
Stomoxys calcitrans (stable fly) is the source of this 276-nucleotide messenger RNA. RefSeq names its product larval cuticle protein 9-like. The coding region runs from base 1 to 276 and encodes 91 amino acids. NCBI's taxonomy places the organism in Eukaryota, Metazoa, Arthropoda, Insecta, Diptera, Muscidae. The record is from RefSeq and is a predicted model, not a curated record. The transcript has 2 exons.